AUGCUAAUGAAUCAAAAAUCUACCCAUACUGGUUCCACUGAUAAAACUAUUCUUCGUCGAUAUUUAGAAUUACCACAACCAGAAAAUAAGGUUUUGGCUACUUAUAUAUGGAUUGAUGGUACUGGAGAAAAUCUUCGAGCUAAAACUCGAACAGUCGAUCAAGAGCCAACUUCACCUUUGGAAUUAACUUGGUGGAAUUUUGAUGGUUCAUCAACGGGUCAAGCCGAAGGUUCAAAUUCAGAUACUUAUCUUAAGCCUGUAGCUAUUUAUAAUGAUCCAUUUAUGGUCGGUCGAAAUAAACUUGUCAUGUGUGAAACAUAUAAAUAUAACAAAGAACCAACUAGUUCAAAUAAGCGAUUUCAAUGUGAACAAGCUAUGAAAGCAGCUGCUGGUCAUCGUCCGUGGUUUGGACUCGAACAAGAAUAUACACUUUUAGAUCGUGAUGGUUGGCCAUUUGGAUGGCCUAAAGGUGGAUUUCCGCAUCCGCAAGGUCCGUAUUAUUGUGGUGUUGGCGCAUCAAAAGCUCUAGGUCGAGAUAUAGAAGAAGCUCAUUAUAAAGCGUGUCUCUAUGCUGGAGUGAAUAUUAGUGGAACAAAUGCUGAAGUCAUGCCAGCCCAAUGGGAAUAUCAAGUUGGUCCAUGCGAAGGCAUUGAUGCUGCCGAUCAAUUGUGGCUAUCGAGAUAUUUACUAUUACGUAUAGCAGAAGAAUUCAAUGUUCAAGUUAGUUUUGAUCCGAAACCAAUUCCAGGUGAUUGGAACGGCGCUGGAUGUCAUACUAAUUUCUCAACACAGGCAAUGCGUGAACCGAAUGGCAUUGAAGUUAUCAAAGAAGCAAUUACUUUACUUGAAGUACGUCAUAAAACACAUAUCGAACGAUAUGGCAGAGAUAAUGCAAGACGGUUAACUGGUCGCCAUGAAACAGCUGAUAUCAAUCACUUUAGUACUGGUAUUGCAAGUCGUGGUUCAUCAGUACGAAUUCCUCGACAAGUUGGCGAUGAAAAAUGUGGUUAUUUAGAAGAUCGUCGGCCAGCUUCGAAUUGUGAUCCAUACGCCGUGACAGACAUCAUAGUUCGUACUGUGUGUCUGGGCGAGAAAGAUCCUGAAUCAUAA
This is a messenger RNA of Rotaria socialis, 1110 nucleotides long. NCBI's taxonomy places the organism in Eukaryota, Metazoa, Rotifera, Eurotatoria, Philodinida, Philodinidae. The record is from the annotation of a GenBank genome assembly.